AAAGCACUCAACGCAACGCAACGGGGAAGGGGGAAGGGGGAAGGGGGAAGAGAGAAAAGACAGAGAGAGAGGGAAUUUGACAAUGGAGAAGGCGGAUCCGAAUCUCCACCAGCUCCCCACCGCUAUAAUCGCCACCAUCAUGACGAAGCUCGACGUUCCCUCUAUUCUUUCACUUGCCUCCACUUGUAAAGCCUUCCGCUGCUGCGCCGCUCACACCCUUUCUUUCCUCCCAAACUUCCAUCUUCCCGAUAUGGCGCCGUCUGCGGAUUUGUUAAAGCCAUUGCUGCCUCUGAACAACCCACAUUUGAGGAGCCUCAAGUUGGACUGCACGCGGCUAGAUGACUCUUCCUUGGAUAUUCUGAUUCGUCCCUCUCUGCACGAGCUGUCCCUCCGUAAUUGCACGGAUUUUAGCGGCAAGCUUCUGUCUCAACUGGGGAACAAUUGCAAACACCUCAGGUUUCUGUACCUGAGUUCGGUAGCUGAGAAAAUGGGGCGAACAAUUGAUGUAUUGCAUCUGGAGGAACUCCUCAGUGGCUGCACCCAUUUAGAAACACUGAUCCUGAUGUUUGAUGUUUCCAUAUUUUUGCAUCAAAACUUUGCACUAGUCUGGGCACUGGCCUCAUGGAAACUCACUUCUCUUGAAAUUGGCUAUAUUUCUUCAGUAAUGGUAGCUGAACUGCUUAGCCCUGCUGCAGGACCUAGUCAAUCAUCAAAUCAUUGCUCAACCAUAUUGCCAAAUCUACAGAAACUAUGCCUUUCUGUGGACUACAUUACUGACAUAAUGGUAAGCACAAUAUCAAAAUGUCUUGCUUCCUUGACCCACCUGGAUCUUCGAGAUUCUCCUAUAAUGGAACCUAGAAUGGCAUUUGAUCUAACCAAUAAUGGUCUUCAACAAAUCAAUGCACAUGGCAAACUGAAACACCUCUGUUUGGUAAGAAGCCAGGAGAUUGCUCCUGUAUAUUUCAAGCGUGUGAAUGAUCUUGGAAUCCUUCUCAUGGCCGACAAAUGCUCAGCCAUGGAGAGCAUCUGUCUUGGUGGCUUUUGUCAGGUGACGGAUACUGGCUAUAAAACAAUCCUGCAUUCCUGCUCUAGGUUAUGUAGGCUUAAAGUAUUUUAUGGAACUCAUCUAACUGACCUGGUUUUUCACGAUAUUAUUGCAACAUCACUUUCAUUGACUCAUGUUGGCCUAAGGUGGUGUAAUCUCUUAACAAAUCUAGCUGUUGCAAGAUUGGUAUCCAAUGGAGAACUCAGUGUUCUUGACUUGAGGGAUUGUAGAAACCUUGGAGAUGAUGCGCUCCAAGCUAUCAGCACACUAGCCAAGCUAAGAUCACUACUCAUGGAUGGCUGUGAUAUAAGUGAUGUGGGGUUGUCCUACGUAGGCAAGGGCUUGAUGAGUAGAAGCCUUGUUUCAUUGUCUUUGAGGGGAUGUAAGAGACUUACUGACAGGUGCAUUUCUUCCUUGUUUGAUGGACACACCAUCCUGGAGCUGAGAGAACUCGACCUGUCAAAUCUCCCUAACCUCUCUGAUGCCGGGGUGCUUUUAUUGGCUAAAAGUCGCAUCCCAAUCUCUGCGCUCCGACUUAGACAAUGCCCUCUCAUUGGGGAUACCUCUGUCAUGGCUUUAGCCUCAAUGCAGAUUGACGAAAACGUGUGGCAUGGGAGUAGCUUGAGGUUGCUGGAUAUUUACAACUGUGGAGGCAUUACUCAGCUUGCCUUCCGGUGGCUGAAGAAACCUUAUUUCCCAAGAUUAAAGUGGUUAGGGGUGACGGGAUCUGUGAACAGAGACGUGGUGGAUGCUCUGGCAAGAAGUAGACCAUACGUGCAUGUUGCCACUAGGGGGGAGGAGUUAGGGACAGAUCAAUGGGACGACUUGGAUGGAAUCUAUUUGCAGGACUAUGAAGAAGUCGACGAGUUGGAGCAGUGGCUGCUGGGAGGAGACAACAUGAGUGAUGAGGAGAUGGAAGAUGGUGCCGAUGUAGCAGACCUAUUUGAAUGAAUGACUGCUUGUCGGUGCAAUUUGUUUCUGGGGUGCUGCAGACUCUAAUAAUGUUGAGUUGGUUGUGCACAUAUUUGUUGUUUGGCCUGUCAGUCUUAAUUGGUAUGUACAUGUAAAUGUGAUGUCUGGUGCUCACUUCUAAGGUAAGAAACAGCAAGACCCCAUACCUUACCAUAGCAGUGAGUCACAGACUUGACUUUAGCUGUCUGUCUGUAUGUAUGUUAUUUUGGAAUCAAUCAAUUAAUAGUUUAGGUACA
Molecule: messenger RNA, 2253 nt
Organism: Andrographis paniculata
Lineage: Eukaryota; Viridiplantae; Streptophyta; Magnoliopsida; Lamiales; Acanthaceae
Product: F-box/LRR-repeat protein 10
Exons: 4
Coding region: 83-1996 (637 amino acids)
Biological process (GO): SCF-dependent proteasomal ubiquitin-dependent protein catabolic process
Cellular component (GO): SCF ubiquitin ligase complex
Molecular function (GO): protein binding
Source: RefSeq, a predicted model, not a curated record